Messenger RNA from Saccostrea cuccullata (small rock oyster), 806 nucleotides. RefSeq lists its product as uncharacterized. Bases 81 to 806 code for a protein of 241 amino acids. The record is from RefSeq and is a predicted model, not a curated record. NCBI's taxonomy places the organism in Eukaryota, Metazoa, Mollusca, Bivalvia, Ostreida, Ostreidae. The transcript has 2 exons.
AGAUAUAAGGCUUGAAAUUUGGUGAUAGCAUAAGUGAAAACCUGUGGAACAGAAGUCAUUGUUUGCCCAGUAUUAAGAAAAUGGAAGAUCUGAAAAAUUUGCCAAAUGACAAGGGAGAAAAUUUGGCCAGAUUUUUUGAGAAGAUGGAGGUUAAAGAGAACCAAGUCAUGAAAGACAGGAGACGCAGUUCACUGAUUCCCCCCUCCAAAGACAAGCUGGCCUCAAUGGGGGACAGCCAAUGGGAGGAGCCGCCCAAUGCUAGACUGUCCACCACCGAGAAGUCGGAGUGGGAGCGGCUGUACCUGUCUGCAGUCAAGAGGAGGAACCUUCACCUCAGUAUCAGGGAACAGGCCAAACUCAACGCCAUGACUCACUUCAGGCCCGGAGAAAUUCACAACAUUCCACUCAACGAUGCCAAGGCCUUACCCAGGAUCAAGACAGACGCAGAGAGAACGGCGGAGAAGAAUCGUCAGAAAAUUGUCAAUGGUGUAGUUUUACAAAUGCGACCACGAAAAGCUUCUGUACACAGGUUUUCAGACAUACAGACCGAGAGCAUUCGACACACUCUACUAAAGAAACAAUCCGGAGAGCAUCAGGUGGUGGAAGAGAGGAUGCAGCUAAGGAACAAAAUAGUGGACGAAAACCUGAGUUCUGAGAGCAUUCUCAACAUUCAGAACCAGAGACUAAGCAUGGAGAGCAACUGCUCCAUGUCCAGCCAGACAUCUAGUGUCAAGCUUACCAGUGGUUACAGAAUGCAGGUCCCUGUUACAAAGGCAAUACAAUACCAAAGGAAUAGGACAAAUUAA